GCAUUAAACGGAGGAGGUGUCGAGAAGUUGCCGAUCACAGUGGCGGUGUGACGCUGAGUGAACUCUGGCGGUCUCACUGGUAGUGGUAUGCACUUUGCAGUUUGCGAAUGGAGGCAAUGACAAGCAGCGGAGCAGAAUUACUCUUACUCCACAAUGCCUUCAUUGUGACCAUGGAUCCCCAAAGCCGCGUGUUCCGCGACGGGGCUAUCGUCGUCAACGGCGACAAAAUCACAGCCAUCGGCCAAUCCUCCGACAUUCUCCGUCAAUUCUCUCCCUUCUCUCACCAAAUCAUCGAUCUUCACGGACAAUAUGUACUCCCCGGGUUCAUCAAUACGCACGUUCACACAUCACAGCAACUCGCCCGAGGCAUAGCCGACGACGUUGACUUGAUGACUUGGUUACACCAUCGCAUUUGGCCUUACGAGUCCAACAUGACCGAGGAAGAUUCAUACAUCUCCACAUUACUUUGCGGAAUCGAACUCAUUCACUCUGGUGUAACAUGCUUUGCGGAAGCAGGAGGACAGCACGUGUCUGGAAUGGCUAGGGCAGUGGAGUUGUUGGGCUUGCGUGCAUGUUUAACACAGUCAAUUAUGGACUCUGGCAAGGGCUUGCCAGAAUAUUGGGGCAACCGUACUACAGAUGAUUGUAUUCAGACUCAAAAGAAACUUCAUGAGAAGCACCAUAACACAGCAGAUGGACGCAUUAGAAUAUGGCUUGGGAUAAGGCAAAUCAUGAAUUCAAGUGAUCGUCUACUAACUGAAACUAGGGACAUGGCAAAGGAACUGAAAACUGGAAUCCAUAUGCAUGUUGCGGAGAUACCUUAUGAGAAUCAGUUUGUGGUUGAUACUCGAGAGGUUGAACACGGGACAGUUACAUACCUGGAGAAAAUGGAACUCCUGCAGAGCAAUUUGUUGGCAGCUCACAGUGUCUGGGUCAAUGAAACUGAGGUUGGUUUUCUUUCAAGAGCUGGUGUUAAAGUAUCUCAUUGUCCUGCUGCUGCAAUGAGAAUGCUUGGAUUUGCGCCCAUAAAGGAAAUGCUUGAUGCUGGAAUUUGUGUCUCCUUGGGAACUGAUGGGGCACCAUCCAAUAACAGAAUGAGCAUUGUUGAUGAGAUGUACCUUGCUUCUCUGAUUAACAAAGGUCGAGAAGUUUAUGCAAAGGGAACAACUGAUCCUACUGCUCUUCCUGCCGAGACAGUUCUCAAAAUGGCGACACUAAAUGGUGCCAAAUCAGUAUUAUGGGAUAAUGAAAUAGGAUCCCUUGAGAUUGGGAAAAAGGCUGACAUUGUCAUAGUCAAUCCUUUUUCAUGGCCCAUGGUUCCUGUGCAUGACAGCAUUUCCAGCCUUGUAUAUUGCAUGCGAAGUGAGAAUAUUAUCUCAGUUAUGUGCAAUGGCCGUUGGAUCAUGAAGGAUCAGAAAAUAUUGAGUGUGGAUGAGGGAGAAGUCAUUUCAAGGGCAAAGCUUGCCUCUACCCAACUGCUGAAGAAGGCAGGAAUCCAAAUUCCAAGCAGAAUGAACGUCCUUUAAAUUUUCAAGCAAGAAACUGUUCUUCAUGCUGUGUGGUGUAUAUAUGACUGUAAUCCUUCAGUACUGCAAGUUAUUUUUCCAUAGAAGAAAUUUUGAUGCGUGGAUGAACAGAGGAUACUUGUGAUAACAGGCCAGUUAUUUUGUUUAUCCUAUGGAUGGACAAUAAGUGCUUCAUACAAUCCUUUUUUUUCUUGAAAAGGGGGAAGGAAAAGAUUUACAGACAAAAUUGUCAUACCUAAACUAUAAUGAGUCACAUUUUUAUGCUAAAAA
Diospyros lotus (date-plum) is the source of this 1796-nucleotide messenger RNA. RefSeq lists its product as uncharacterized. The transcript is spliced from 10 exons. The record is from RefSeq and is a predicted model, not a curated record. Gene Ontology annotation, molecular function: hydrolase activity, acting on carbon-nitrogen (but not peptide) bonds. Lineage: Eukaryota; Viridiplantae; Streptophyta; Magnoliopsida; Ericales; Ebenaceae. The coding region runs from base 108 to 1526 and encodes 472 amino acids.